AGGAAGCUCAGGGAUAAUACUAUGGUUGAGACAUGCCCUGACAGCAGCAGAAUGAAACUGGGCUAUGUAACCUGCCUAGAAUUCCCCUGGGAAGCUGAGCCAGUGGUUUGACUGGAAUUGUAAGCCUUUUAGGGAGACAGGACAAGUCACCCCUUUGCAAGAGCAUUAAUACUACUACCAUGUCUCCACUUUUCAGUGGGAAAGGGGAACCCGUGACUGAACUCAGCUGGCACUCCUGCCGGCAGCUCCUCUACCAGGCAGUGGCCACAAUCCUGGCUCACGCAGGCUUUGAGUGUGCUAAUGAAAGUGUCCUGGAGACCCUAACUGACGUGGCACAUGAGUACUGCCUUAAGUUCACCAAGUUGCUGCGCUUUGCUGUGGAUCAGGAGGCCCGGCUGGGGCAGACUCCUUUCCCCGACGUUAUGGAGCAGGUGUUCCAUGAAGUGGGCAUUGGCAGUGUGCUCUCCCUCCAGAAGUUCUGGCAGCACCGCAUCAAGGACUAUCACAGUUACAUGCUACAGAUUAGUAAACAGCUCUCUGAAGAGUAUGAAAGGAUUGUCAAUCCUGAGAAGGCCACAGAGGACACUAAACCUGUAAAGAUCAAGGAGGAACCUGUAAGCGACAUCACGUUCCCUGUCAGUGAGGAACUGGAGGUUGACCUGGCUUCUGGAGACCAGUCACUGCCCAUGGGAGUCCUCGGGGCUCAGAGCGAGCGCUUCCCAUCCAACCUGGAGGUCGAGGCUUCACCACAGGCUUCAAGUACGGAGGUGAAUGCUUCCCCCCUUUGGAACUUGGCCCAUGUAAAAAUGGAGCCUCAAGAGAAUGAAGAAGGCAACGUGUCCGGGCAUGGCGUGCUGGGCAGUGAUGUGUUCGAGGAGCCCAUGUCAGGCAUGAGUGAAGCUGGGAUCCCCCAGAGCCCUGAUGACUCAGACAGCAGCUAUGGCUCCCACUCCACUGACAGCCUCAUGGGGUCCUCCCCUGUUUUCAACCAGCGCUGCAAGAAGAGGAUGAGGAAAAUAUAAAAGGCAAAGGGGGAGAUUUUCUGUCCAGACCUACAAGACCUAGCAGAAAAUGUAUUCAACUGUUUCCAUGAACAGUGAUUUGACUCUUACUCUUAAACACAGUGGAUUUUUCUGAUUUCGGUGGAACUGGAUUUAAGCAAACAAGUUUGUAUUUUCCUUUUGCAUCCAGUUUUUAUAGUUUUCCACAACAACCAAGCCACCUUUCACAGACAUCACGACACUGGGGGUGGUAAUCCAGAGACCAAAGCACUGUCCCUGACUCUUGUCUUUACUGUGUGACUAGACAAGUGACUUAGCUUCUCCAGAGCCAUUUCUCUCACACAACUGAGAAGAAUCAUACUGCUUUGACCUCCCUUGCAGGGAUGUUAUGAAGACUGAGAUGUUAUUAAGUCUCAAAGCUGUGCUUAAACAGGCUCACAAAUCAAUAUAUGAUGAUACCAGAUGUCAGUUUUUCCUUUUAACUUGCUUCAUUUUUGGUUCAAGUCAUUGGGAGUCCAGUGCUAAUACCUGAUAGGAAAUAGCUGAACACUGCACAACUUAAAUAUUAGUAGUCUUUUUUUAAACUGUUCUUGCUGCCCAUGAAGUCUCAUAAAAUCAGAGUGGUCUGUGGUAAACAGCCUUUUUGCUUAUUCAGAUAGUACUACCCUGUCUCUGCCACAUAUUUCCUUCUUCUUUCUCUAGACUUAUCCCUUGUAUCCCCAUCCUUUUGUCUUUGCAUUAUUUCCACUCACAUACUUUUUUUAUAUUUUCACCAUGCACAUUUUUCAGUUGCUUUCAUUUUCUCCCUUGUGAACGAGGCUAACAGGACCUGUGAACGAGGCUAACAGGACCUGUCCAAGGACGGGCUUGUGCCUAUUUCAUUUGUUGCAUUUGCUUGGCCAUCAGAGGACCUUUGCUACAAUUCUGUAUCUGCACAUUGUGCUCUUACUGGAUGAGCAGCCGCUAAAAGGAUAAAAAUAGGCACCUUUCUAUUUUACAUCUUGUCCUGAACAACUUUACUGUUGUUACUCACCUAUCACAGUAUCUGCCCUGCUUGGCAUCUGAUAGACUCAAUCAGUAUUUAUUAAAUAAAUGAUACAGCUACUGGAAUAAUUAGGAGUAAUUAGCAAAUGUGGGCAUGAUAAAUACUGCUGAAGUUUGGUUUGGGGGUGCAGAAUACAAGUCUUGUGAAACUUAGAACACUCCCUUAGUAGACCACACAUCAAGGCCCACAUUGUUGAAUGCCUUAAAUGUUCCAGGCAUUGAAAAUAAAGAUAAAUGCAGUAGCAACAAAAUGAGGUUCUAAA
Molecule: messenger RNA, 2308 nt
Organism: Vicugna pacos (alpaca)
Lineage: Eukaryota; Metazoa; Chordata; Mammalia; Artiodactyla; Camelidae
Source: RefSeq, a predicted model, not a curated record